AUGGGACCAUUCCAGACUUCCAAGACAGCUAGGAAGCACCGGUACCGGUACCACUCUGUCCCUAUCCAAUUCCUAAUUGGCGGGCUUCAGUAUAUCAUAGGCCAGUCCGAUGGGAAAUACACCUGCCCGCUCCCAGAGUGUAAAACAAUGUUCAAAAAACGUGAAGAUAUGCAAUCACAUAUCACUACCGACCAUAAUGAGGAUGAGAAGGUCAAGGUUUUUGAUACUCCAGAUUAUAGACUGACUUUCAUAGUGGUGGCCCCGUACCAUGUUAUCGUCCAUCAAAACGCCAUUCCGGAUGACAUUUCUACCGUUUGUUCUGGGGCGGUACUGCCUGAUAUUGUAGUCCACAAGGCCUCUUCCGCUCAGGAUAUUGGCGUCAGAGGAUCUUCAAUCAAUGUGGAAUCUAGGACCGUAUCGUUGUUGCCUUCGGUUGACUACUUGAUGUCAAAUGAGGUUCUGGAUUCACUUGGGAUACCUUCAGCCACAUUGCAGUCCUUCUUGGACUUUUGCUCGGAGUCACACAUCUACGACAAACCAGAGCAUGUAAAGCUACCCACUCCAGGGGGACCACCUGUCCAGCUCAUUGCAGGCCCAAGUGACGGAUUUGCAUGCACAGCAUCUGCUGAUUGCGCGUAUGUGGUCAAGGAUAUUAGCACCAUGCAGCGACACAGUAGGGAAGCGCACCGCAACAUUGGCCUGAUAGAGAUAAAAUAUCGAUCUUGCCAGGUACAACGUAUCUUCACCGGUGUACGCAACUCAUAUUUUGAGGUCUCCCACAAUGUGGCGGCUGGAACCAGACCUGACGUCAAGGCCAUCCUUCAGGCCACGUUCCUACCAGCAAUUGACGUUGCAUUAGUCGUUCCAGCUGAUACAGAGAGGGAAAGGACACCCCUGACGCGUUUUAUGGGUUGGGAUAAAUUCAAGGUAGACCUACGAAUGAAUCCCGCGCAGAGACGAGCAGCGGACGAAAUUAAGAGCAAACAUACUGACGAUGAACACGAUGGUAUCCUAGUGGAUCUUGCUUCUACUGUGCGAGAACACAUGGCGAAGGCAUCCACCAUCUUGGAUGGUCACCCUCACAGGUUGAGCUUGUCUAAGCUGCUGUUGUACGGUGACGCAAUCCCACGGGACAAUGACAGUCAUUGGAGGCCUGUGUCGGAUGACAACGCGGACUAUCCAAACUUUAUGCUACAAUUGAUGAGAUCGAUAAUGCGCAUUCACCUUGGAUUUCCGCUGGAUUUCUCGUUUCAGCUGUCCGCCGUGCAGACUCAUUGUCUCGAGGAACUUGUUAGUGUCCUGCGUGACGAGGACGCAUCCCCACGUACCAGGAUGAUCGUCUACCACAAUCUUGCGUGGUCCCUAGUGGAUGCAGAUCCCGAUUUGUGCGUGGUAGAUCGAUGGGCAAACCCAAUCAAGCGAGCAAUUUGGCUUAGGGCAUUGCGUCCGGACGGAAACUUCUGUGAAGCGUCCACACUCACACCCGACCUAGCAAAGCUGAAAUACUUUUGCAACAUCACAUCUCUCCUCGAAGCGCUGAUGGACAAAGAAGAAGAUACAGAUUCCGUCCAUUUCGACGACCACGAUCGCGUCAUUCGUGUUCACCAGCGGGUUCUACGUCUCGGGCGUGCCACCACGUUCAACAUAGUGUAUGAGAUGCAACAGUAUGCGUCGUCUGUGUCGUUCAAUCAAACCAAAGAGCCGAACGUUUAUGUCGAUCCCGACGUGAAAUCCAUCACGAUAGGCACGGAAACCAUGUUUAUGGACAAACUCAGAGAUGGGAUCCAGAGGCUCUUGCAGGACCUAAAGUUCCGAUAUUUGGAGCUGACGCACGACGUUGUCAUGCUGAAAGUGGUCCCAGAGCAGGUCAAAGACGAUCUAACCAACUCCACCCGCGGCUAUUCGCUGUUGUCAGAGGAACCUUUCUACAGGAAGCGCCACGACUUGCUAUUCCACUUGGUGGAUGAAUAUGAUCUUGCAAUUGUCGACAACGCUGGACGACUCGCAUGGAACAUCCCUGCAAUAAAGGACCUCCUCAGACGCUCGCUUCGUGUCUGGGAGCCUCUGUACCAUUUGAUGUAUAUCACGACUCACAUAUCUUGUCGGGGGACUCAGUUCAUAGACCACAAAGUCAGCAAUGCGGACAGGCAUCGCAACCUUUUUAUGCAGGGCAACGAGAUGUUCCUCCUGACCGGGUACAGCAAAAAGACUGGUAUCACAGAUCGUGACUCGUGCACUCCAGGGUUCGUGCCCAAGGACAUUGCAUUCUGGGUCCUAGAAAUGCUCGCAGGUGGUUUACGGACGGCCGAAGCCAUACUGGCUGGUGUUGCGUAUGGGACCCAGUCGGAACAUAUCUAUAGGACGUACCUGUGCGUCGGUGAUGGAGAGAGGAUUAGUCCGACCGUUUUUUCCGCAAGACUACAUCACUGGAACCAUGAUUACUUCGACUGCCGAUGGGGAGUGAGAGAUUUCCGUCAAUGCGCAAUCACGAUUGGUCGUGAAUUCAUCACCCCUGACGACUCGUAUGACCAAGCAGACAACAUUCUCGCUGAAUCUGCCGAUCACUCCACUGGAGUGGACCUUAGUUACUACGCCGUCGUUCAAGGAGCAGUUCCUCGACUGUCCAACAAUAGUAUGUGCAGGCAUAGAUGGAUGGGAGAUCAGUGGCAUAGCAUCCUUGGACUUGGUCCCUUACCACCUCCGGAGCCAAUCAGAAUCAGUCGAAAGAACAUCGCUAAUGGUACCAGUCUUCAAUCUAUGUUGGACAUGGUACGGAAAACCACGAAAGAAACCCUUACAUCAUUUCUGGACGCCCACGCAUCAAAGAUACUCCAGCACACUGUCUGCAGCACCUCAGCACAACACUCAAAAGAUGCCACAGCCAAUGUAACUAUGCGAGAAAUAUCAUCACCGCUACCAAGCACCUGGAAGGAUAGGUCCUUAAGGUUGAGCGGACAUUUGGAUGACUUGUUUUACGACGAGAGCGAAGUUAUUCAUCCAGAUCUACCACUGUCAUCAGGGACCAGUGGGUACAAUGAGAAUUCCAGCAUGAAUCAUUCUGUUGCUGUGUCACCCACCGCAAGUGGUUAUAUUCAAUGCGGAAAUAUGUUAUCAGACUCUCCACUUCCAUCGUCAUCAAUCACAAGCAUCUCACGUACCGAAUACAUCGAGGGGUCGGUAACAUCAUCUGGCAUCGUUCCAACCAGCGAUAAGGGCGAAUUGACUCCUAUCUAUGAUCGGAAGGGUAAGGGUAGGGCGUAUGAACCCGGAACACAGGUGGCGCUCAAAGACAUUCCUGGAAGUAGCCCCGUCUUUGAUGAUGCUAUGUCCUCAACCAUAUCUCCUGUCGCGAACGUGAAGCGCAAACGUGGCACCUAUAAGGCAAGGGAAGUUCGACCCACAGAUGUAGGAAUUUCUUCUACAGAAAGACACACGUCUCAUUUUCUCCAACAGCACCAGUCCAUCCCAGAUAUGUCCAGUGAAACUCCUCUCCCAUCAAAUGUAUACCGGACUCAGAAGCAUGCAAUACAGCAAAAACGGCCGAUAGAAGAUCAGGAGGAACAUUCCAGGCGUCCAAAACGUAUUCGCAGGUUGUCGAUGGAGGAGAUCAUCAUCUCCAGCGAUCAAGAUAUUUCGAGUGUAGAGGAAAUUCCAUCGAAACGUCGGCAUGGACAGCGACCCGCGAUGCGAAAGACUCCUGUGGAGGUUGUCACCAUCUCUAGCAGUGAUAGCGACUCAAGUCCAGAUGAGAACAUUCCCAUAAAAC
Molecule: messenger RNA, 3766 nt
Organism: Suillus plorans
Lineage: Eukaryota; Fungi; Basidiomycota; Agaricomycetes; Boletales; Suillaceae
Exons: 10
Source: RefSeq, a predicted model, not a curated record